AUGCAAUCAGAGCAGAACUUCUUCUCUCUUCCAUCAAUCUCAAUGAUGAAGACCAACAACAUGAUGCCAUCAACUUCAACAUCAUCCACAUCUACCAUAGAGCAGGCUGCUGUCAUUGGUUAUCCAAACGAUAUGAAUGGAUACCAAGAGUACCAGACCAACCUAAAGAAGAGACAACUUACAUCCUCAUCAGAUGAGGAGGUUAAGAGACCAAAGAUUACCAAAGAGUCAGAGUCAUCUAAUGACACUGUUACAACUACUGCUGAGGAGAAGCCAAAGAAGCCAAGAAAGAACGAGACCAUCUGCACUGUUUGUGAGAAGGGAGACGAGUUGCUGAUGUGUGAUGGCCCUUGUUUGCGCUCGUUCCACGUUGAUUGUCUUGGUCUGGGCUCAACGCCCGCACCAAACCAGCGCUGGGAGUGCGACGACUGCCUCAACCAACAGAAUAUAUGCUUUGCCUGCAAGAAGCGCGGUAUCGUCGGCAUGGACCUGAUGAAGUGCAAGGUUCACCAGUGCGGCAAGUUCUACCAUCACAAGUGCGUCGGUGACUUCAAGCUGGCCAAGGUCGUCAACAGCAAGUCCCCACGUUUCAACUGCCCACUCCACUAUUGUGAGACCUGUGGCGUCUCUGGCGAUGGUAAGCAGUCGGUGCACUGCUUCCGCUGCCCCACAGCCUACCACGUCAUCUGUAUGCCACCCGGCGUCAAGAUGCUCACAAAGUCCAAGGAGACCAGAAAGACCGGCCUCAUCCUGUGCCCCAAGCACUACGGCGAGCCCGCCCCACUCAACGCCAACCAUCUGGCCUACAGUAACAGCAACGUAAACAACAAUAGAAUGUCCAUGCAACACUCGUGCAACGGCCACCAUCAACACCAUCACCAACAACAACCACAAGUGUACAACAGCAAGAUGCACUUCCCACCUCUUGACCUGGAGGGCAGCAGCAUGCUCUUCACUCAGACCAGCUUCACUGCACCAUCCACACCAAACACACUCUUCUCGCCAAUGUCGCCAUCGUCGCCAUCCGAGUCUCCCAAGCACAACAACAACGCCUCUGAGUACCUGCCAUCGGCCCCCUCGUCGCCAAUGAUGAUCAGCAACGACGCUCCAACCCCCUACGACACACCAAAGUACGCGCCAACUAAGCAGCAGCUGCUCUACCAGAUGCAGCAGCAGCAAAGAAUCAACCUGGAGAAGGUGCGCUCCGAGCUCGAGCGUCCACGCUCAUCCUUCAGCAGCAAGAGCAACUACGUGCCCUCGGUUUCCACCGCCCCAUCGCCCGCCCUCUCACGCUCCAACUCUAGCGAGAACCUGAUGAUCGACGAGCUGACCUCCUACGCCACCAGUCUGAUCUCCAUCCGCGACAAGUCCCUUAAGUCAUCGCAGCAGUUGCCAUCGCCAUUCCAGCCACUGCGCGAGUCUGGUCGCGACCUCUCCAUGCUCGUGUCCAAGGACGACGACAACCACUUUGACCAGAACAAGUUGAUGAGCCAGUUCUUCCAGUUUGCUCAGACCAAGAAGCUUGGCAUCAGCACCUCUGGCAGCGCGUCCAUCCUCUCUGCGCCCACCACGCCCAACUCCUCAGCCUUUACCCUGCACCAAGUGCCCUCUGGUCGUGGCUUUGCCCUGUAG
Messenger RNA from Acytostelium subglobosum LB1, 1632 nucleotides. RefSeq lists its product as hypothetical. NCBI's taxonomy places the organism in Eukaryota, Evosea, Eumycetozoa, Acytosteliales, Acytosteliaceae. The transcript is spliced from 2 exons. The record is from RefSeq and is a predicted model, not a curated record. Bases 1 to 1632 code for a protein of 543 amino acids.